CGAGGAAGACUUCACGAGUCCAGUUGACGAUGACUUGCUAUGUUUAAUUUGUCAACUACCCUUGCGAGAGCCAGUUUUGACGAGAUGUGGUCACAGAUUUUGUCGGCAGUGCCUCGAGAAACACAUGGCAAGCCAAGAAAGCCAGCAGAAAGAGUGUAGUUGUCCUGUUGACAGAGAGGAACUUGACCGCCAAAAGGACAUAUUUCCCGACAAAGCCACCGGAAGGAAGAUUCUCUCGUUUACCAUAAAAUGCUCCAGCGAUUGCUGCGAGUGGACUGGUGAACUGAGGGAGAAAGAGCAUCAUCUAGCGUCUUGCAGUUUCAAAAUUGUUUCUUGCACCAACGAAAAAUGUCAAGUGACGAUUCAAAGGAAGGAACUUGAAGAGCACGUGACAAACUCGUGCCAGUGGAGGAUUGUAGUUUGUGAUCACUGUAAUAAGUCGCACCCAAAGUGCGUGAUUCAAGAUCACGUUGAAAAGUGUGAGAAGAAGCCCGUGGAAUGCCCAAAUAACUGUGGUGAAAUUAUUGUUCAAGAAGAGAUUGCACGUCAUACUAACGACAGCUGUCCGCUGUCCAUGGUUUCCUGUCCACAUGCUCAGAUGGGCUGCAAUGCAAAGGUAAUAUGAAGUAAUUUGAGAUGGAAAUAUUAGUUCCGUGUGUAAUAAUGCAACGUAUUGCCUAUCGGAAUCUAUUUGUCAAUCACGAAGUGUAUGAUUUAUAAGGGUUUGUAACAGUAACUGGACGGACUCAG
Molecule: messenger RNA, 750 nt
Organism: Orbicella faveolata
Lineage: Eukaryota; Metazoa; Cnidaria; Anthozoa; Scleractinia; Merulinidae
Product: TNF receptor-associated factor 4-like
Biological process (GO): regulation of apoptotic process; signal transduction; regulation of canonical NF-kappaB signal transduction
Cellular component (GO): plasma membrane signaling receptor complex
Molecular function (GO): zinc ion binding; ubiquitin protein ligase binding; tumor necrosis factor receptor binding
Source: RefSeq, a predicted model, not a curated record